AUGGAACAACAACAUAAAAUAAGCGAAUAUGUAAAGCCUUGGACCAUUCCAAAGAAUUUUGGUUCAGUAGGUAGAGCAAUAAAUACAACUUCAAGACCACAAUUAUUUUCCCCAAUUACAAUAAAAGAUAUGACAAUGAAGAACCGUAUUGCAGUUUCCCCAAUGUGUCAAUACUCUUGUAACGAUGGUUUUAUGAAUGAUUGGCAUCUUGUUCAUUUGGGUGCAUUUGCCAAAGGAGGGGCUGGUUUAAUUAUUUUAGAAGCUACAGCAACCUCACCAGAAGGAAGAAUCAGCUAUGGUGAUAGUGGAUUAUGGAAGGAUGAACAAAUGGAGCCAUUAAAAAGAGUUAUAGAUUUUUGCAAAAUCUUUGGUCCACGUAUGGGUAUUCAAAUUGCUCAUGCAGGAAGAAAAGCAUCAACUGAACCUCCAUUUCUCGGUCAUAGAAAACAAGGUAUUCCAUUUGACGACCCUAAAGGAUGGAAAGUAGUAGGUCCAAGUGAAGUUGCAUGGGAUGAAAAUAGUCAAGUACCACAUGAACUAUCAAUUUCAGAAAUUAAAACAGUUAUUAAUGAUUUUAAAAACACAGCACGUAGAGCAUUACAAUGUGGUUUCGACUUUUUAGAAAUUCAUGGUGCCCAUGGUUAUUUAAUUUCAAGUUUCUUAUCACCAUGCUCAAAUAAACGUACCGAUGAAUAUGGUGGUGACUUUAAUGGACGUAUCAAACUUUUACUUGAUAUCGUUAGAGAAGUAAGAACCGUAUGGCCAUCAAGCAAACCAUUAUCUGUUCGUCUUUCCUGUGUAGAAUGGGUCAAAGAUGGAUGGCAACUCAACGACACUGUCCGUUUAGCUAAAAUCUUAGAAAACAUGGAUGUUGAUAUUUUAGAUUGUUCAUCUGGAGGUAACAGCUCAAACCAACAUAUUGUUGGAGGACCACUUUAUCAAAUGCCAUUUGCUCAAGAAGUUAAAAAUAACACAAAUAAGCUCUAUACAAUGGGUGUUGGUUUAGUUAACAAAGCACAUGAAGCAGAAUCAUGCAUUGCCGAAAACAAAUGUGAUAUUGUAGCGGUAGGUAGAGCUUUCCUUCGUGACCCAUACUGGCCAAUCCAUGUGGCAAAUGAUUUAGAUUGCGAUGUUGAUGUUCCACUUCAAUAUGCAUUCAUCGAUAAACGUAUGAUGGCACAUCUCCAUGGCAAAGAUAUCUUUGAUUUAAAGAAACCAGGCAAUCAUUAA
Molecule: messenger RNA, 1230 nt
Organism: Dictyostelium purpureum
Lineage: Eukaryota; Evosea; Eumycetozoa; Dictyosteliales; Dictyosteliaceae
Exons: 2
Coding region: 1-1230 (409 amino acids)
Cellular component (GO): intracellular anatomical structure
Molecular function (GO): FMN binding; NADPH dehydrogenase activity; NADP binding
Source: RefSeq, a predicted model, not a curated record